AUCUUUGUACAUAAGUGUUCUUAAUUAGUGGAAAACAAAUAAAACAGUCUAAAAUGAGUUUAAACAAAAUUUUAAGCACUUUAUGUGCUAUAAUAGUUUGUUUAACGUUUGUGUUAUCUAGUCCGAUACCAGUGCCAGAAAAUGCUUUAACACAAUUAGUGGAAUUGGACGCUUCGCCGAUUCAAGCAAUUCCCAUCGUAUCAGAUGCAAAUAAUAAUCCAACUCGAAUUGCACGUCAUCUAUUCAAACAUAAACAUCACGGAGGUGGAAGUUGUAACCGGUGUGGUGGUGGUGGUUAUGGCGGCCACGGAGGUGGUGGCUAUGGUGGUUCAGGAAGUUUCGCAGGAGCAGCAGCUGGAUCUGGAUCCCAUGGAGGAAGUUCUCAGUCACAAGCUCAAGCAGCUAGCUUUGGUUUUGGACCAUUUACAGCAUCAAUUGCAUCUGCGGCCAGUUUUGGAGGAAAUCGGGGUGGUGGAUUUUUUGAUUACUAAAUGUAAUUAAUAUAUUUAAUAUUAAAACGACUGAGGAAACGGUUUUUUACCGUUUGUCCAUUAUUAAUUUUUUAAGAACACUUUUAGUUUAUAAUUGU
Chrysoperla carnea is the source of this 589-nucleotide messenger RNA. RefSeq names its product glycine-rich RNA-binding protein 3, mitochondrial-like. The record is from RefSeq and is a predicted model, not a curated record. NCBI's taxonomy places the organism in Eukaryota, Metazoa, Arthropoda, Insecta, Neuroptera, Chrysopidae. The coding region runs from base 54 to 491 and encodes 145 amino acids. The transcript has 2 exons.